UUUUUUUUGUACUUAUUUAAUGCUUCGAUUAAAUGUUCCGCAUUCUUGUAAAAAUCAUGCUUCUACUUUUUCAUUUUGUUUUGGACGAGUGAAUUGGAAAUGUUUCUAUUCUACCCUGUCUCAACAAGCAGAAAAACAUUUUUCUCCACAGUUUCAACCGAUUAUUGGACUUGAGUUGCAUGCACAAAUCGCUUCAAAUACCAAACUUUUUUCUGCGAGUUCGUCGGCACACAACGCCUCUGUGGAGUCUAACUGCCAUGUUUCCAUUUUUGAUUCAGCAAUACCUGGCACACUUCCUCGUUUGAACAGUUCUUGUAUUCAUAAAUCCCUUUUGGCAGCCGUUCUCCUAAAUUGUCAGGUUGCCGAGUUUUGCAGAUUUGACAGAAAACAUUACCUCUAUCCAGACUUGCCUUUAGGCUACCAAAUCACUCAAAAAGCUAAUCCAAUAGCUAAAAAUGGUUAUUUUAAUUUUUAUGUAAAUUCAACGGAUGAAGAAGACGACUCGGUUUACUACCAAAAAUCUGUUGGAAUAGAACAAAUUCAAUUAGAAAUGGACAGUGGAAAAUCUAUAAGACAUGGAAAUUUGGACUUGAUAGAUUUAAAUAGAGCAGGGAUUGCUUUAAUUGAAAUUGUAACAGCUCCAGAUUUUUACAAUACAAAUGAGGUUAUUUGCUUUGUUGAACAGCUUAAAAUGGCGCUUUCUCAUAAUGGAAUUUGCUUGGGACAAUUUCAUGGUUUUUUUUAUUUUUGA
This is a messenger RNA of Meloidogyne enterolobii, 751 nucleotides long. The record is from the annotation of a GenBank genome assembly. Lineage: Eukaryota; Metazoa; Nematoda; Chromadorea; Rhabditida; Meloidogynidae.